AUCCCCCGUGUAAGAGUGAGGUGGAGGAGGACAUUCCAGGAGAUGUGAUCACAGGACAUUCAAGGAGGAACUCAGGGGGAAACUUAAUUUUCUCACUAAAUUAUAAACUAGAAGAUGAAGAUAUCAUGCAGAGCUCGUCAGAAGAAAACCUCAUUACCUGUAAUGUACACCCAGGCCUUCACAGUCCAGAUCUAUCAUAUAAUCCUCUUAAUGAUGAGGAAACCUUUCCUGACCAAUCACAGCUUAUUACCACAAUUACCGGGCAGAAAGGGGUUAGAAGGUAUCAGUGUGGGGAAUGUGGAAAACAGUUUCCAUACAGCUCAGGUCUUUCCUUACACAGAAGAAGUCACACAGGGGAGAAGCCGUAUUCAUGUUCAGAAUGUGGGAAAUCCUUUACCCGUAAAACGGGUCUUGAUAAACACAAGAGAAUUCACACAGGAGAGAGGCCAUAUUCAUGUUCAGAAUGUGGGAAAUGUUUUACAGACAAAUCAAGUCUUGUUACACAUGGGAGAACUCACACAAGGCAGAAGCCGUAUUCAUGCUCAGAAUGUGGGAAAGGUUUUGCAGAUAAAUCACAUCUUGUUAUACAUGAGAGAAUUCACACAGGAGAGAGGCCAUAUUCAUGUUUAGUAUGUGGGAAACGUUUCACAAAUAAAUCACAUCUUGUUAUACAUGAGAGAAUUCACACAGGAGAGAAGCCGUAUUCAUGUUCAGAAUGUGGAAAACGUUUUUCUGAUAAAUCUAGUCAUUCUACACAUCAGAGAAUUCACACAGGAGAGAAGCCAUACACAUGUUCUGAAUGUGGGAGAUGUUUUAUGCAGAAAUCACAUCUUGUUAGACAUGAGAGAAUUCACACAGGAGAAAAGCCAUUUUCAUGUUCAGAAUGUGGGAAAUGUUUUACAAAUAAAUUAAAUCUGGUUAUACAUGAGAAAAGUCACAAAGGAGAGAAGAUGUAUUCAUGUUCAGAAUGUGGGAGAUAUUUUACAGACAAGUCAAGUCUUGUUAAACAUCAUAGAAUUCACACAGGAGAGAGGCCGUAUUCAUGUUCAGAAUGUGGAAAAUGUUUUAUCUCUAAAGCCAGUCUUAGGCAUCAUCUAAGAAGUCACCAAAGAGAGAAGCCAUUUUGAUGUCUCUAUAUGGAAAAUGUUUUUCAAAGAAAUCAAAUUUUGAAAUCCUCAUAGAAUUCACAUAGAAGAAACCAUAUUUUUGUUCAGAAUUUGGCGAAAUGUUCUAUACUUAUUCACGGACAUUAAACAGUUAAUAUGAAAGGUGUUUAGUGUGCGUGGAAUUAACCUGGAUCUGCUAGACACCCAAAUCAUAUUUACCUUAGGUCAGCGGUGACCGGGACUUAUGGAAGAAAAGUAUUGUGGAUACAAAGAAGAAGAGCCUUGUGACGCUUAAUUCUCCCUGUGAACAUUGCCUCUUUUUACUGUAUUCUUGUGUCCACCCACACUGCAGGAGACUCCAGAGUGACCUUGUGAAAAAGGAAGGACACCCCAUAGAUUUUGUAUAGUGUUUUUUUUUGUUUUUGUUUUUUUUUACAUGAGGACAUCUGAGUAUUUGAACUUCAUUAAAGCACUAGAUAAAGAUAAAUGUGAUGGAAUCAAAUUAAAAAAAAAAAAUAUUUGCAGUAACUGGUUAAACAAAAAAUUUUAAAAAAAUGUACAGAUAUGCAAUUUCAGCCUGUGGCUCAAAUACCUGAUACCUGGUUUCAAACUAACGUGGCCGACAGGGCUGCAGUAAACGAUUAUUUAAGUAA
Messenger RNA from Bufo bufo (common toad), 1759 nucleotides. RefSeq names its product gastrula zinc finger protein XlCGF7.1-like. Bases 126 to 1127 code for a protein of 333 amino acids. The transcript has 2 exons. Gene Ontology annotation, molecular function: DNA-binding transcription activator activity, RNA polymerase II-specific; RNA polymerase II cis-regulatory region sequence-specific DNA binding. The record is from RefSeq and is a predicted model, not a curated record. Gene Ontology annotation, cellular component: nucleus. Lineage: Eukaryota; Metazoa; Chordata; Amphibia; Anura; Bufonidae. Gene Ontology annotation, biological process: regulation of transcription by RNA polymerase II.